CAAUGACAUAUUAUUGCGAGGUCACAAGUUAAGUCAUUCGAAUGCCGCCAAGAUGAGGGGAGUUUUCGUUGUGUUAUUUGGCUGUGGGUUUCUUCAGUUAGUUUCAAGCCAGUGCCGUACCAUACAAAAGUCAAACGAAAACUGGGGUUGUUUUUAUAAUGGGGAGGAGCUUGAGCCGGGGCAGUAUUUCGAGGAUCCUGAUACCUGUGACGAGUGUACCUGUUUAGGUGGGGGAUAUCUGUCCUGCUGUGCCAAUGAUGUGAACUUCAGUGAUCUGUCUCCGGACUGUGUGGUCGUCAAGGAGGGGUGUAAAGCCGUGGCGGUGCUGAAGAGCGACAAAUCCAAACUCUGUCCAGAGGUCGCCUUUACGGGCAGGAAAUAGUGAAAUCAGACAGUCUACAAAUUCUACAUCUGUAUGAAGUACAUAUUUUGUAACAAAUAAAGAGUUUAUAAUUGUG
This is a messenger RNA of Saccostrea echinata, 458 nucleotides long. RefSeq lists its product as uncharacterized. The transcript has 3 exons. The coding region runs from base 53 to 382 and encodes 109 amino acids. NCBI's taxonomy places the organism in Eukaryota, Metazoa, Mollusca, Bivalvia, Ostreida, Ostreidae. The record is from RefSeq and is a predicted model, not a curated record.